AUGAAGUUGAUAGCGAUUGUAUUUUGUGUAGUUUUGUCCACAGCAUAUUCAUAUGAAAAUUCAGAUAUAAAAUCUGCACGAAUCGAGACGUGCAGAGGAUGUUCACUAAACCGUCUUCCGGAAGUCAAGGAUUUUGUGAUGAAUGACGCCCCUAAAUACGACCGAGUUGAAGUAAAAUUCAUAACGGGCGCUAAUCCAGAACUAGUGAUGCUGGGAGAAGCAGAUCAGGAGCUGGAUCGUAUCCCGCUGUCUCACCUAAAGAGGGAAGAGUGCAAUGACCUACUGAAAGACAGGGGCUUCAUUCAGAAACCGAAGCAAUCUGAGUUAUAA
This is a messenger RNA of Plodia interpunctella (Indianmeal moth), 330 nucleotides long. Its product is annotated as selenoprotein M-like. The coding region runs from base 1 to 330 and encodes 109 amino acids. The record is from RefSeq and is a predicted model, not a curated record. The transcript has 2 exons. NCBI's taxonomy places the organism in Eukaryota, Metazoa, Arthropoda, Insecta, Lepidoptera, Pyralidae. Gene Ontology annotation, cellular component: endoplasmic reticulum lumen. Gene Ontology annotation, molecular function: oxidoreductase activity.